AUGAAUUCCAAACAACAAAUAUUCUUCGCUUUCCUCGUUCUCCUUUGUGUCAUUCAUGGUACCUACGCUGGGCCUGUAGCAUAUGCAGUUUGCCAAACUGCCUGUAAUCUCGGAUGGGUCUCUUGCUACGCUUCUGCUGGUUUAGUUGCUGGUACCGUUACCGGUGGCUUGGGCGCUCCACUCGCAGCUAUUGCUUGUAAUGUCGCUCAAGGUGUCUGUAUGGCAGCUUGCGUCGGUUUAUUGACCGCACCAACUCCUUAG
Molecule: messenger RNA, 261 nt
Organism: Ambispora leptoticha
Lineage: Eukaryota; Fungi; Glomeromycota; Glomeromycetes; Archaeosporales; Ambisporaceae
Source: the annotation of a GenBank genome assembly